Molecule: messenger RNA, 1047 nt
Organism: Lactuca saligna
Lineage: Eukaryota; Viridiplantae; Streptophyta; Magnoliopsida; Asterales; Asteraceae
Source: the annotation of a GenBank genome assembly
AUGAAUCCGGAUUAUCUAGAAGAUCAGUUGGAUAUUGGACAGUCCAACAUGAAGCAGUGUGGAUCCACUUUGAUAUGUGUUAUCGAUGCUUUUCUGGUUUCUGAUAAAGAAAAGAAGAUCAAAACAACCAAGAUUUUCUUGGAGAUAGCCGUGUGUGGUCACUAUCGGGGUAAGCUUUGCCACCGGGAGAUCGAACUUGUAGAGGCUCUUCCCCCUCCCGUGUUUGAAAAACGCAUGCGAGAGUUUGCUGGAUUGAUCUCAGUAGAAGGGGGACAUACUGGUUCCAGCACACCUACCUUGCCUUCCCAGCUGACUAUCGGGGUCGUUUCCCUAGUUCGUUUAAUGGCUCCGGAUUCUUUCGGUUUUCUUGUGGGGGUACAAGCAGAAAAAGGUACUGCCCCUAUUCGGAAAAGACGAAGUUUACGCAUGAUGCUAUCACUGGACAAAGAGACCGAAUCUGAUGUUGCGGGCCUCCGUCCUCGUAAUAUGCAUCAGACUGUGUCUAUGGCUAAGCUUCUUGGUGUUAUUGGCGAUGUUCUUGGUGAUAGGUUUUUUAUUCCUGGGCGGAAAGAGAAAGAGGUGGUGACUAGUUCUUCAAUGACACAACCUUUUCCUUUUACUAGUUUACUCUCAUUUGAUCUUAGUUUCGGAUCUGUGUUUAGGAGUGCACUGGGCUCACCUAGAGGUUCUUCCCAGCCGGAGAAGCAUACCGCGGUUAACAAAAUAAGAACUACAUCUCACACCUUGUCUUUCGAGGCCUAUGCGUCGGGAUGGGCAAUUACUAGGGAUUCCUUACUUUUAGAAGACAUCACCGCCUCAGAGUGGAGUAGUUGUGCUCACCCUCCGGCUACAAUGAAGUUGCUUGUGGGCGAAUCGAGCACUCGUAUGGCCAGUAACCUUCUUUAUCCUGCAACUCAGGCUUUUGCCCUUAUGUUUGCGUUUGCUGACCAAGUUUUCCGCACUAGCAUGAAUGAAACACAGUUAAAAGCUAAACAGAGCGACUCGAAAGCCAAGCGAGUUCUCUUGCUCGGGAGAAGGGUGUGUUAG